AUGCUUUCCUCAAAGCCCAUGGAUCCGAUCGUCAGCCACUCCACCCAGCCAGACCAAAAUCAGCACGGCGCCGACGUGGUCCACCUCGAGACCAAGACCAACAAGAUGACGCUCCAGGAAGACUCGUCUGCUCCUGGCUACACCGCCAUCCGCAGCACAUCCUCCGAUCAUGCCACACCGGUACAGAGCAACAGCACUGCCUUCGUCUCUACCACUUCUCACGUCGCAUCCCCCGUCUCCACAGUUGGCACCGACGCUACCCACGGCAUCAGCCCGGGUUCCGUCAAUGCCAUGACCGGUCCAAGCGCUGCCGCUGCCAAGAUCCGCACCGAAAACUUGAGGCAGUUGGGUCUCAACGAGCGCGCCGACCAUUCAGGGGUGGCCACGCCCAUCGGCACAGGCGGUGCAUCCGUCCACCUCAACGAGGCCCACACCGAGCCCGUCUCGCCUGUCACCAGCAGUCCCCAAGGUCAGCCACGCUCGGGGCUCAACAAGGUGCUCAGCGGCGCCAUGACCGGCACAUCGUUCCAACCCGUUCAAGGCGCAGGUGCCAGCGGUCUCGCUUCCGCUCGUGGUGUCGACGCCUCCAACAACGAUUCUACCAGCACGCCUCCUCAAUUCGUCUUCCCCAAGCUCGGUUCACGGCGCAACACUGAGCGUGUCGGCAGCAGCGGCACAGCUUCGCCGUCCGACAAUGACGCUCACCCCAAGAAGAAGAAGGACAAGGAACACUCGGGACACCACAACCCGCUCACCGACCUGCGCAAGUUCCUGCAGAACCACAUCGGCCACCACAACAGCGACUCGCGCAGCGACAGCAGCCGCUCCGGUGUGGCCACGCCUAAGCGUCACGGCAAGGACUCGCCCCCCUUGGGUGAAGACCACGCUCACCUGGCCAAGAAGUACGGCAAGUGGGGCAAGGUGCUCGGAUCGGGUGCCGGUGGUACGGUGCGUCUGAUCAAGCGAUCCAAGGACCACACCGUCUUUGCCGUCAAGGAGUUCCGUCCGCGCAGAGCAGGUGAGAACGAGAAGGAAUACAUCAAGAAGGUCACCGCCGAGUUCUGCAUCGGCAGCACGCUCCACCACGUCAACAUCAUCGAGACCAUCGACAUCAUCUCGGAUCACGGCCACUACUAUGAGGUCAUGGAGUACGCGCCCUACGAUCUCUUCAGUGUCGUGAUGAGCGGCAAGAUGUGCCGUCAAGAGAUCUACUGCGUCUUCCGUCAGAUCUGCGACGGUGUCGACUACCUCCACUCGAUGGGUCUCGCGCAUCGUGACCUGAAGCUCGACAAUUGCGUCAUGACGACGGGCAAUGUGGUCAAGCUCAUCGACUUUGGCACGGCGACCGUGUUCCACUCACCAGGCAAGAGCAAGGUGGUGGCUACCGGUGUUGUGGGUUCGGAUCCCUACCUGGCACCCGAGGUGCUGUCACAACAGACGUAUGAUCCGAGGUUGACAGACGUGUGGAGCUGCGCCAUCAUCUUCCUCUGUAUGAUCCUGCGUCGCUUCCCGUGGAAGCUGCCGGAUCUCAAGACGGAUCCGAGCUUCCGGCUGUUUGUCAAUUCGCAUCCCGAGCUGUGCAAGGCCCCCGAGCCCGCCAAGAGCCACCCGAACAGCGGCGGCCCGAGCCGACAGAGCAGCACGGCGAGCUCGAGCGUCAUUGCGAGCCGCGUCACCUCGAGCGACCACGUCGCCACGCUGCGCAAAAACCUCGGAAUGUCGACCAUCGAUGCCGUCACGAGCUCGGACGACAACGGCGUCACGCCGCAGAUCCGAUCCGCUUCGGAAGCCGGCUACAUGACGCCGCACACGAUCCACUCGAACUCGAACCCGCAGUCGCCUUCGCUCAGCGACACGUUUGAUGGCAACAGGAUGCUGACGGGCGAGUCGGGUACCAACAGCGCCGCAGUGAUGAGCCCAGCUGCCAUCUCGCCCGUCACCUCGUCACCCACGUCCGCCUUCACCGACAGCACCUCGGGCGGCAGCGCCUUUGACGAUGUUCGUCCUAACCCACACCGGAGCGACAGCGUCUCGUCGGCAUCAUCGCAGACCACGUUCACCUCCGGCGCGGCGGACAGCAUCUUCCGUCUCCUCCCACGAGAGACGCGCUCGGCCCUCUCGCGCAUGAUGGCGGUCGAGCCGUCGCUCCGCUGCACACUCGGCGAUCUCCUUCGCGGCCGUCGCUUCAGCGACCACGACAGCCCGCUGACGCGUACGCCCGUCAUGUCGCGCAGCAACUCGACCGACAUGCUGCGCUCCGCCAUCGACGGGGCGCACGCACAAGCGCACGGCGACGGUACCGCCUCCCCUCGCGGCCAAUUUGACAGCCUCAGCCGCGACGCCCACGCUGCGGGUCUCGGCUCCAUCGGUCUCUCCGAGUUCGAAGAUGACGACGACAAGGGCGACGAGUGGCUCAAGAACAUCCGCACGUGCGCUCACAUCGUCAAGGACGGCAGGCCGGGUGAACAACCCGACCACCCGCACGUCAAGGUCAUGAGCGAAGAGAGCAAGCGCAAACACUCGCUCUUCCAUCGCAAGGAUUAG
Kalmanozyma brasiliensis GHG001 is the source of this 2544-nucleotide messenger RNA. Its product is annotated as Protein kinase domain protein. The coding region runs from base 1 to 2544 and encodes 847 amino acids. The transcript has a single exon. The record is from RefSeq and is a predicted model, not a curated record. Gene Ontology annotation, biological process: intracellular signal transduction; protein phosphorylation. Gene Ontology annotation, molecular function: protein serine/threonine kinase activity; ATP binding. NCBI's taxonomy places the organism in Eukaryota, Fungi, Basidiomycota, Ustilaginomycetes, Ustilaginales.